Messenger RNA from Symbiodinium sp. CCMP2592, 957 nucleotides. NCBI's taxonomy places the organism in Eukaryota, Dinophyceae, Suessiales, Symbiodiniaceae. The record is from the annotation of a GenBank genome assembly.
AUGGCCGAGAAGGCGGUGCUGAUGUCCGGCUUCGGCUUGGCCGUGGAGGAGAAGCCGGCGAAGCCCGUCGACACCACGCCGAAGAUGACCUCGGAGGCGGAGGAACUGAUGAAGAGCGUUGCGGACCUCCUCAAAAAGAAGAGGCUCCGGGCCAGCGACCUCUUCAAGAAGAUCGACUCCAGUGGCGACGGAAACGUGACUGGCGAGGAGCUCCGGGCAGGCCUCUCUGACUUGGGUUUCAAGCUUUCAGAUGCAGACCUCCAGUCCAUCAUGAGCGUGAUCGACAAAGACGGCGGAGGAGAGGUCAGCGUCAAGGAGUUUGACAGAGCCAUGCGCGCGGCGGAGAAGCUGCCGGCGAAGAAGGAGAAGAAGGACUUGGUGCACGCCCCGGUAAAGAAGCGGGGCAUCACCGAGCAAGACAAGGAGGAAAUGCGACAGAUCUUCUGCUUAUUCAAGCAGCUGAGCCAGGCACGAAGCGCCGGCUUGAGCGAUGACAACAUCCAGAUCACCGACUGGAACGAGCAAGGCUCCAUAGGCGUCGACGACCUCGAGCAGCUCCUUGAGACAGUUGGGCUCAAGCUGAGCCCACUGCAGAUGGAUGCCCUGAUGGCAGAGAUAGACGUGGACGGCGAUGGCGAGAUUAACUUCGCCGAGCUUUGCACCUCGAUGGCUCGGAAGAUGCAGAUCGACUACGAGCCCGAGGACGUGACGCAGGCAUUUAGGGCCUUUGCGCGAAAUGCGCCCGAUGGGCUCAUCAGGGUCCAUGACCUGCGUGAAGCGCUCAGGACCUACAUGCACGCCGAGAUCAGCGACUCGCAGGUCGAAGAGCUGCUUCAGCACUACCAGGACUGCUUCGUGACCACGCCGGACAGCCAGUGGGAGUACUUCAAGUACCAAAGCUACAUCGACAUGAUGUCGCCACUGGCAGAUCGGGCUGGGCCAAGCGGUGACGCGUGA